This is a messenger RNA of Anopheles funestus (African malaria mosquito), 2941 nucleotides long. RefSeq names its product EGF domain-specific O-linked N-acetylglucosamine transferase (gene Eogt). The coding region runs from base 974 to 2581 and encodes 535 amino acids. The transcript is spliced from 3 exons. The record is from RefSeq and is a predicted model, not a curated record. NCBI's taxonomy places the organism in Eukaryota, Metazoa, Arthropoda, Insecta, Diptera, Culicidae. Gene Ontology annotation, cellular component: endoplasmic reticulum lumen. Gene Ontology annotation, molecular function: protein N-acetylglucosaminyltransferase activity.
AGCGGUGCGCUCCGCUCUUCCAAAAGAGCUACUUGACCCUACACUAGUUACCGGCACGCAUGGUAGAGGUGCAAAGCGUGCUCCUUGGCUGGAAGAAAAGAAGCUCAACUUUCAGGAGAUGCAUCAGGACUAGGAGGAUAACGGUCCUGGACCGAGUUUCCUGAAAAGUAGAUUGAUGAACUGGUCAUGUUUAUUGGAGCUCAUGUCGGUCAUUCUUGGCUUAUUAGACUUUUAUUUUUACUACUUAGCCGAAUAGUCUUUGCAACGGGGAGACGAUCUGGAUGGGGUUUGAUACCCGAAAUGUCAUCUUUUCAGUCAUAUUGCAGCUCCAAUUAGACGUCACAUUACAUAGCACCCUGUAUCGCGGUGUAAAAUGAUGCUAAUUGGGACUGUUGUUGUUAUGCGAGGAGUGAAGCGCCGUGUGGCAAUUGUUUGAACGUGCAUUAACCGGCAAAAUUAGCAUUCGUAAUCGUAUUCUGUUAUGUUACAAGUGGAUUUAGACAAUAUUUAACAUUAUUCUUGUGAUAAAAGCUCACCAUUAGCCAGAAACAACGAUACACACUGUUCAACUGUGCCUUUUACAUCAUACCGGCAAACGAUCAUGCCUGAUCGUGUACCACGGAAGGAGCAUAAAAAACAUCUUGCGGUUGUUUUGAUGCUCGGUUUAAACCCCCACCGUAUUAUUAUUAGCUCAUCGCGCGAAGGAGAAGCUGCGUCAUCUUAGUGCACAUAUGGAUACAUAAGCCUCCACGCGUGCAGUCGUUCAAGUGCGGAGGUGUUCAAUAGAUUGUAUAAUACCACCCAAUGUUCUACAGCAACGGGCCCCCACGCCUACGACCAAUUAUCCAUGGUUCUUCUGAGCUGAAGGAAGCAUUUUCAAGGUGUUUUAACCCGCUUAUGUGGAAGUGUUGGUCUUCUGGCUAACUCAAGAAGUGAAUGUUGUUUGAAGUGUGCCCCAAAGUGUUCAUCUAGAAUGGGACGUGUUCGUGGUGCUGUGCUGGCAAUCGUAUUGCUCACCUUAUGCGCACGUUAUGCCGCUUGUGAAAAGUACGAAUACAUAAACCUACCGAAAGCGCAUCUUCCGAUGUAUUUCCGGCGGUUUCCGGCUCUUGAAAAGCAAUGUGCAGAAGACGAAACGUGUCCCUAUCGGGCGGUAAUAGCAAGCCAAAGUUACCAGAAUCGUAAGGAUGCCUGCUGGGGCUACGAAGACGGAUGUACGGAACCGAACCGAUACGUGAACCAUACCUGCCCCGGAAGCCACAUCGGAUACGUGAAAAGCAAAGAGGUUCAGCUGGACACGUUCUACAGCCAGGCAGAUUUCGGUUUUGUGCGGGAUCAAAUUCGCGAAACGCGCAUCAUGUGCGAACCCCAGUUCCCACACGAUUCGUCACUGGAGUGCUCGAAGUAUCUACGCUUCUGUCGCGGCCGCAAUUUGAUGAUCAAUUUCACCGAUCUUGCACACCGCCGGUCCGAACCGUUGCGCUACAAGAUGGAUGUGCUGAGUUCGGGGCAGAUCGGGGGCCACUGUCGGCUGCACGGUGAGCGGUUGCGGGACGAACUGCAGCACAUAAGUCCACUGCAAUCGUGGGGCCCGGAGUUGCGGUUUUUCGAACGUCUUGAACGUCCCCCGAUCGAGGACGGCAAGUGCGAUGUGGUGAUCGAGAAGCCUGCUUUCAUCAUGAAGAUCGAUGCCGCCAUCAAUAUGUAUCAUCAUUUCUGUGAUUUUUUAAACCUGUACGCUUCGUUGCACGUGAACCUGUCACAGCCGGGUGCCUUCGAUACGGAUACACACGUUUUGAUCUGGGAAUCGUUCACGUAUCUGUCACCGUUCGCGGAAACGUUCAAGGUGUUCACGAAGAAUCCUAUUGUGGAUUUAAAAACGUAUGCCGGGAAGGUGGUGUGUUUUAGAAAUCUCGUCCUACCGCUGUUGCCACGCAUGAUUUUUGGCCUAUACUACAACACACCGAUCAUUUAUGGCUGUGAAAACAGUGGUCUCUUUCAUGCAUUUUCCGAGCACGUUCUUCACCGGUUGAAAAUAAGAAUGUCCGCACGUGCGGACGAUCGCCUGCGAAUCACAUUCCUUUCACGUCAAACGCGUUAUCGACGAGUGCUGAAUGAAGAUGAGCUCAUGGGUAGAAUUGCAAAAAACCCAAACUAUGUCGUGCAGCGUGUGAGCUACGGCCAUGAACUAUCGUUCGUGGAGCAGCUGCGAAUAACGCGCAACAGUGAUAUCUUUAUCGGUAUGCACGGUGCUGGGUUAACGCACUUACUCUUCCUACCCAAGUGGGCCACCCUGUUCGAGCUGUACCAUUGUGAGGAUCCUAACUGUUACCGAGAUUUGGCACGACUCCGGGGCGUGCACUAUCUCACCUGGGAACGGGAUCACCUCGUCUAUCCGGAGGGCGAAGGAAAACAUCCGGAACGUGACGAACGGCACGCAAAGUUCACCAACUAUGCGUUCGAUGUGAACGAAUUCGAACGUUUGGUCGCGAAUGCGGCGACACAUGUAAAGAGCCACAAAGAGUUUCAGAAAUUUUUACACUUAGCAGCAAACCGUCCAGCAAAGAAAGAUGAGCUUUAGACAGGGUGACAACAACUUAUAUCAAUAAUGCAAACGAAUUCUCGCCUUAUAAUACUAACAACCGGGAAUUGUGUUCCCGUGAAAUGGCUUUUUAGUGUAGUGGGGAAAUGGGUGGAAUGCUUGUGCUCGUUUUAUUGACGAGCGCGACACAACUCGUACUUAUUAAACGUCGUAAGCUUUACGUACAGAUGAGAUUGGCUUGGAACCGGAUGGCUUUACAUAUGAUAUUUAUACUCUCACAAAGGCUAACUCGAGUCUUCUUAGUGUCUUACGGAAAAGGGGAAGCAAACAGUAUUUUUUUAAUCCAAAAAAAAAAACGCAUGUGUAAUACCAUUUUACCAACAACUGUGUUUUACUUUA